Stegostoma tigrinum is the source of this 5137-nucleotide messenger RNA. RefSeq names its product amine sulfotransferase-like. The record is from RefSeq and is a predicted model, not a curated record. NCBI's taxonomy places the organism in Eukaryota, Metazoa, Chordata, Chondrichthyes, Orectolobiformes, Stegostomatidae. Gene Ontology annotation, molecular function: sulfotransferase activity. Gene Ontology annotation, cellular component: cytoplasm. The transcript is spliced from 7 exons. Gene Ontology annotation, biological process: sulfation. Bases 508 to 1392 code for a protein of 294 amino acids.
UCCAAGGAAUACAGCAAGUUCAUAUAGUAUCAAAGGUUUUAUUCUAAAGGUUGUGCACAAGCAAUGGGGCAGAGAUCUGUGUAUGCAUAAGUUUUUAAAGGUGGCAACACAGGUACAGGGAGCUGCUCACAAAGUGCAGGGUAUUCUAGGUUUUUUUAACAGAGACAUGGGGUACAAAAGCAGGGAGGUUAUCUCGAACAUAUAAAUGUUACUAGUUAGACAUCAGCUGGAGUACUGUGUACAUUUCUGCACACUGCACCUUAGGAAGGAUGUGAAGACAUUGGAGACAGCGAAGAAAAAGAAUUCUAAGAUUGAUUCCAGGGAUGAGAAACUUCAAUUGUUAAAGUAGAUUAGUAAAGUUGGAUCAUUUUUGGUUGGACAGGAGGAGGUUAAGAAGUGAUUUGAAAGAAGUGUAUAAAAUCAUAAUAGCCCUGGGCAGAGUAAAUGGAAAUCAAUUUUUCCACCUGCAAAAGGAUCAAGAUGCAAAUGUGAGAUAAAGAAUCCACGAUGGAAAAUAGUGAAGAGACGGUUAAGUACUUUCAACACAAUGGCAUCAUAUUCUCUUCAUCGAUACACUCAGUUGAGCGACUUGAAUGGUUAAAAGAUUUCAACAUAGAUCCAGAUAUUCCACUCCUCAUCACUUACCCCAAAUCUGGAACUACUUGGAUGCAGCAGAUCAUAAGUCUGAUUUUAUGUAACGACAAUGAGUCCACAAAACAGAUGAACCUGUAUUGUAGAGCCCCAUGGAUAGAGAGUACCCGACUCAAGCCUGAGAGCACAGAUUAUCAACUAUUGACAACACACUUAAACUACCAAAUGGUGCCAAAUAGUGUGAAAAACAAAAAGCACAAGGUUAUUUAUGUUGCCAGAAAUCCCAAGGAUGUGAUUGUGUCAUCAUACCACUUUCACAAAUAUAGCCGUUUCUUGGAGGCACCGAAGGAUUUUCAGGAAUUUUUGGAGCAAUUUGUUGAAGGAAAUGUGUUUUAUGGAUCUUGGUUUGAACAUAUCAAAGGCUGGUGCGGUCAGAAAGAUGAACUCAACAUCCUGUUUGUGGCUUAUGAGGAUAUGAUAAAAGAUCUCCGGAAUGUUGUCCAAAAAGUUGCAUCUUUUCUGAAUAAAAAGUUGGACGGAGAAACAUUGGAGUCAAUUUUGAAUCAAUGCACAUUUAAAUGUAUGAAAGAAGAUCCUCGAACAAACUACCAAGGUGUAUCAGAGUUGUUCAAUACUGAGAGUGGCUCUUUUUAUAGAAAAGGAAUUACUGGAGACUGGAAGAAUCACUUUCUUGUGUCUCAGAAUGAGUGGUUUGAUUCCAUCUACCAGGAGAAAAUGGGAGACUUCCCUCUGAAGUUUGACAGUGGUGUGAACGAUCAGACUUCAUUCCCAAAUAAGUAGUAAUUUUAAAAUUUAAAUAUUGCAGAUUGUGAUUCUCCAAUAUCUUUCUAUAGAACUUUUCCUGAUGUAUCCUGUACGGGCAUGCAAAGAUAGUAUAGGAAGUGACCCCCUUGUUCAUCAAGAAUCUAUCCAUCCCUGACUUAAAAAUACUCAAAGGCUCUGAUUCCACUACCUUUCAAGGAAGAGAAUUUCAAAUAAGCUACCGUCCAUUUUUAAACAAAGACUCACAAUUAUAAAUUCUCCAGUAGUGGGAAGUAUCCAUUCCACAUCAAAUCUGACAAGACCCUUUGGGUUCUUGUCUAUUUCAGUCAGGUUACCUCUUCAUUUUCUAAACUCCAUGAACUACAAGUCCACCCUGUCCAAUGUCUCCUUGUGAGCUCUUUGAUUCCUUUGAUAAACCUUCUCUGUUCUGUUUCCAAUGCAUCCGCUUCCGUCCUUCAAUAACGAGACCAAUACUGUAGACAGUACUUGAAUGUGGCCUCACUAGUGACGAGUAUAACUGAAGAAUAACCUCUCAGUUUUCGUAUUCACUUCCCUUUGCAAUAAACAAGAACUUUCUUUUGGAUCCAACCAUUUCAUUUUACUUCCAAACUCAACUAUUCGAAGGAAUUCCUGGCUGGCCUUCUAUUGCUUUACCCCAAUAAACCCUUCACUUAAAAUCCUGCCUCACUUAUCCCAAAUCUGACAAGGCUGGCAGUUGUUGACCUUCUCUACGAACUCUUGAAUUGAUUAGUUAUCUGGGCCACUUCAGAGUCAAUCACCUUACUGUGGGUAUGGGGUCAUACGUAGCUAACAGAUGGGGAUGAUUGAUUUCCUUCCUGAAAGAACGUUGGUGAAUUGGAUGUAUUUUACCGCAAUCAACAAUGCUUAUGUGGCCAGUAUUAGAUUUUUUUUAUUUCCAGAUGAUAUUGAAUUAAAAUUUCACCAGUAGCCAUAGUGGAAUUUUGACCCCUGUUUUCAGAAUCUUAGCCACCACCUCUGGAUUUCUAGUCCAGUGACAUGACCAUUAUGUCGCAGCCUCCCCAUAAUAAUAAAGAAAGACCACCUGCAUCUCUUCUGAACCAUUUCACCUACCUGCUCAGCUAUCUUUUAGAAUCUGUGGCCAAACACUCUGAGGUCCUUCGUUUCCUCUUAACCUUUCAGUACCAUUUAUGGAUAUUAAUUUGAUUUCUCCAAAAAUAGAGUUCCAAUUAACACUUCUUCAUAUUGAAUUCAAUUUGCUCAUCUGACCAGUUGGUGUCAAAAUAUUUUAUUUUUCAACAGCUUCCAUCGAGAUUUCUUCAGGAUUACUUUUGGAUUUUCAGGGCGAUGGAUUGAUGUUCAGGAGUUCCUUUCUCAUCCUCAAUAACUCCUUUAUUUGUUAAUUAAGUCACAAAGAAACUUCUUGAUUUAUCUUAACGCAUGGGAUAUUCUUGCUGACAUUUGGAGUAUUUGAACUCUCAGAAUUAGAUGAAUUAGAUUAGAUUAGAUUCCCUACAGUGUGGAAACAGGCCCUUUAGCCCAACAAGUCCACACCGCCCCUUGGGGCAUGCCACCCAGACCCAUCCCCCUAUAACCCACACAUCUCUGAACACUAUGGGGAAUUUAGCAUGGCCAAUCCACCGAGCAUGCACAUCUUUGGACUGUGGGAGGAAACCAGAGCACCUGGACAAAACCCAUGUAGACGCGGGGAGAAUGUGCAAACUCCGCACAGACAGUUCCCAGAGGCUGGAAUCGAACCCAGGUCCCUGGUGCUGUGAGGUUGCGGUGCUAACCACUGAGCCACUGUGCUCCUCAAAUUCAACAAUACCCUCACUUAGCCUGAGCCUAGUAAACUUAAAGCCAUGACAUUUCAUGAAAUCAUUAAUCUCCUGGGCACUGCAGUAUUUAAAUUGGGAAGAGACACUCAACAAACUUUAGCAAUAUAAGUCUUCCAUGCCAAAGAAUAACUUGUACACGCUGCUGCACAUUAAAAAAAACCUGAAACAAGCUUCCCACAGACUGACGAGGUCUCAACGAAACAGUUGCAUCUUUGUUAUUGACAUGGUGACUGUACCUUAAGUAACAUAAAAAAUGUUUUAAUGAAGUAGAACUGUUUAAUGUUAAAAAUUAGUCAAUUGACUGUGUUCUUAACAAUAACUUCACCGCUUUCUAGGGAAAAGGUAUAAAUUUGCAACUCCUCUUUCCUUACCUUUAUAGCUCCUCUUCCCCCACCCCUUUGUAGCUUCUCACCCUCACUUUGUAUUUCCCUUUCAACCCCUUUUUCAUUCCCUCGCUACUCUGCAGCUACACUUCUUUCCAGAUUCCAGGACUGGUAGCUUUGCUCCGCGGGCCCUGGCGUCACCUUCCAUUCCCACAGACUUCAGCUUUGCAGCCUUGCUGACUGCUCCCACUCACCUCACUGAUGAUUCAGUUGCAGACUGCUCCCCUCCCAUGUUUGCAAGUGAGAGUCAGCCUGUGAUUGGAGGCGCAGCUCCUCAAAGAUAUUGUCCAUUCUGUUGAUGGGAUAGCUUUACGCCCAAUUGUUCUCCUGUGACAAAAUAUUCCCAGGUCUUUUGAGAGGAUUUUGAGAUAAAUUCCCCCACCUUUCCAAGUAUUUUGAGUGUCACUGACCAGCCUAUUAAUAUAUUCCUGCAAUCUGCAGCUUUCUCUCACUAUUAGCUAAACUUCUUAAUAGUCUCCUCGAAAUUUAAGCGUAUAUCACCAAUAUUUACAUAUUUUAGUCUCAAUCAUUCACAUAUAUAUAAGCAUUUAGAUUUUAAUAGAUGGCAUAAUCUGUGUAAAUCAGAUAUACAUUGGAUAUAAAAAUAAUACAUAUCAAUGUUUAAAUUGUAAUAUACGUGAUAAUUACAAGCCUGUGCCAACUCCCACAAAAAGAUUGCAGGCGAGUGUAAUGGAAAGCAAGUGCUGUUUAUUUGUGAACUGAAAAAUCUGGACCAACACACUUCCAUUUCUUCUCAUGAAUAAAUAAAAUAUAAAAAUCAAAACAUAUAAUUUAAAAUGAUAUUGCUAAAGACAUCUGGCAGAAAAGAUGAUCCCACCUUUUUGGCACCAGAAAUCCUAAUUUUUGCAUUUCUUUGUCAUAUAGGUCAAGCUCCUUUACAGCCAGAACAAAUUUGCAUAAUUGGUAGCUGAUCUCAAUGUUUCAAUUGUCAAAUGUGUACUAUCUCCCUGGUACCUCAAAAUUGAUACAAAUGCCCGAGCAGGCGAUGCAGGUCGUUUUCAGAAAAUCCGCUGAAAAUUCAGACCACACCACUCCUUUCAUUGAAUACCAAUGAUAUUUUAAAAAGUGACCACUCGUGCACAUGGGGUACAAACUCAAAGUUGCUGGAAAUGUUCAGCAGGUCAGGCACUAUCUGUGAAGGGAAAAACAGAGUUAAUGUUUUUGGUCCGGUGACGCUUCGUCAGAACUCAUAUGCACGGGAUGGUUCACUUGUAUAUUUGGUGUAUAAGUGGAUCCCUGCAUUUGGAAGACUUUGUUUUUCAAUUUAUAUGCCAACUUCUACAGGAUAGUACUCUUUUGGGCUGCUUUCCCGGAUCUAUUCAUCAAUUCAUUGUAGCCUUUUUCUAUAAUGGUAGCCAAGAGAGUAAUCUUCAGACAUUGAUGAGGUGCUGCGAGAGUUGGCUGUAUCACACUAAGUUUGAUCAAACUCCUCUUCCUUAUCGAAUACUUAUGUGAAUAUCAAUAUAACUACUUUAUAAAAGUUCGAUAAUUAAUUGACAAUUUUUAUCAAAUAUUGCAUUUUCUGUAUUUUAAGAAUAAAUA